AAACCCACUAAACAAGACAAAAUAAAAUAAAGAUAAAAAGCCUAGCAUCAAAGUGAAUACGAAUUUGUUUUUUUCACUUUCCCUUUCUUUAAACACUACAUAUAUAUACAUACAUGCACAAAUAUAUACAACAUAUAUGUGCACGCAUAUAUUGUAUGUAUAUUGUAUGAUACUCACCAUUAAAGCAUUAGAUGAAGGUGUGCUGUUGUGAUUCUGCAAAAUCCUAGGGUUUUUCAGAGGCUCUAUCUACUUUGAAAAUCAAAUGGCGUUCUGGUGGCCUUUGCUCGUUCUCGGAUUCGCUUUUGCGAUUUGUAGAUUCUUGCUGAUGCUCAUCCCUCCCAAUGUGCCUUCCAUUGAUGUCGAUGCAUCUGAUGUGUUAGAUGAGGGAAAUCAGACGAAGGAGAACAGUUUCAUUUACAUUCCUUCAAAAAGACAUACUGACAAAGUUCAAUGUUAUGAGCCUGCUACGAUGAAAUACCUGGGGUACUUCUCAGCACUGGAACCAGAUGAGGUCAAGGAGCGUGUGGCACAUGCAAGGAAGGCACAGAAAAUAUGGGCGAGGAGUAGCUUCAAGCAAAGACGCCAGUUUUUGCGAAUACUUCUGAAGUAUAUUAUUGAACAUCAAGAACUUAUAUGCGAGAUCUCUUCUCGUGAUACUGGAAAGACAAUGGUGGAUGCUUCCUUGGGAGAAAUAAUGACAACAUGUGAGAAGAUCACUUGGCUUCUUUCAGAGGGUGCACGGUGGCUAAGGCCUGAAUAUCGGUCUAGCGGUAUCAGACCCUUACUUCCCAAAAGGAGGUCAGGGGUUCAAGCCUCAGUGGAGACGUGUGUGUCUUCUGGAAGAUCAAUGCUUCACAAGACAUCCAAAGUGGAGUUUCAUCCUCUUGGUGUGAUUGGUGCCAUUGUUUCAUGGAACUAUCCAUUUCAUAAUAUAUUUAAUCCAAUGCUGGCGGCAGUAUUUUCAGGGAAUAGCAUUGUGAUAAAGGUUUCAGAGCAUGCAAGUUGGUCUGGAUGUUUCUAUCUUCGAAUAAUCCAAGCAGCCCUUGCUGCUGUAGGAGCUCCUGAAAAUCUGGUCGAUGUAAUCACGGGUUUUGCUGAAACAGGUGAAGCACUAGUGUCUUCAGUUGAUAAAAUCAUAUUUGUUGGAUCACCUGGUGUGGGUAGAAUGAUAAUGAGAAAUGCUGCUGAGACGUUGAUACCAGUAACACUUGAGCUUGGUGGAAAAGAUGCUUUUAUUGUUUGUGAAGAUGUAGAUGUUCCUCAUGUUGCACAAAUUGCUGUUAGGGCUGCUCUCCAAUCAAGUGGACAGAACUGUGCUGGGGCUGAGAGAUUUUAUGUUCAUCGGAACAUUUAUUCUUCAUUUGUUGCUGAAGUAGUCAAAAUUGUAAAAUCUGUUACUGCGGGUCCUCCACUGGCUGGGAAGUAUGAUAUGGGAGCCAUAUGUAUGCAAGAGCAUUCAGAAAAGCUCCAAAGCCUAGUAAAUGAUGCCUUAGACAAAGGAGCUGAAAUUAAAGGCCGGGGAAGUGUUGGCAAUAUUGGUGCAGGUGCAGUUGAUCAGUACUUUCCUCCCACCAUAAUUGUAGAUGUAAAUCACACAAUGAAGUUGAUGCAGGAAGAGGCUUUUGGACCAAUCAUGCCAAUAAUGAAAUUCAGCUCUGAUGAAGAGGUUGUCAAGCUUGCAAAUGACUCGAAAUAUGGGCUUGGGUGUGCUGUGUUUUCUGGCAGUCAGCGCAGAGCCAAGGAGAUAGCUUCCCAAUUACAUUGUGGAGUGGCUGCUAUCAAUGACUUCGCAUCAAAUUAUAUGUGUCAGUCACUGCCUUUUGGUGGAGUAAAAGAUAGUGGGUUUGGAAGAUUUGCUGGUGUGGAAGGAUUGCGAGCUUGCUGUCUUGUAAAAUCAGUUGUGGAGGAUAGAUGGUGGCCUUAUAUCAAGACUAAGAUACCAAAGCCAAUUCAGUAUCCUGUUUCCGAGAACGGGUUUGAGUUUCAGGAAUCACUUGUAGAAGCAUUGUAUGGCCUAAGUAUAUGGGAUCGUCUGCGGGCACUAGUCAAUGUCUUGAAGAUUCUUUCAGAGCAUGGAUCUCCUGCUGGCAAUAAGAAAAGAAAUGACUAGGCUUUGACACUAUACAGGCUUGGCAACAAAUUUUCACCGAUUUCCUGAAUUUUUCUUUGGUUUUCAUUAAUACUUGUUAGGUUUUCUGGAGGACUAACUCUGCAGUAAUUCCUCCAUGCUGUCGAAUUUUCACCAAUUCUGUUUGUAUUUGUCGCUAAAGAAGGCAUAUAUUGAGUUGACAUGUACAUUCUGAAAUGCAGACGAUGAAAAUGUUGACGCUGUAUCUUAAAACAUUUUCUUCCGAACAGGGAUUUCAAUUUCAUGCAUCCAUCUAAUGCAUAUUUGUAGGCUGGUAUGUAAAAGAGCACAUAUUCAAGUUAGAUUUCAAUUAACAAUCACAUAUAUUGGUGAGGUUUUUCUGUUGGAAUCAAUUUUUAUCUACCAUUGCAGACCAGCUGAUAAAUUCCAUGAAAAUCUAAGAGGAAGAACCUCAACUUUAGAAUGUCAA
Cornus florida is the source of this 2558-nucleotide messenger RNA. RefSeq names its product aldehyde dehydrogenase 22A1. NCBI's taxonomy places the organism in Eukaryota, Viridiplantae, Streptophyta, Magnoliopsida, Cornales, Cornaceae. The record is from RefSeq and is a predicted model, not a curated record. Bases 263 to 2110 code for a protein of 615 amino acids. The transcript has 15 exons. Gene Ontology annotation, molecular function: aldehyde dehydrogenase (NAD+) activity.